Molecule: messenger RNA, 732 nt
Organism: Microthlaspi erraticum
Lineage: Eukaryota; Viridiplantae; Streptophyta; Magnoliopsida; Brassicales; Brassicaceae
Source: the annotation of a GenBank genome assembly
AUGGAUCCCACUGUGAAAUUGACUAAAGAGUCAGGCACUGCUCUUCUUGACCCGACUCCUUAUCGGACGCUGGUUGGUCGUCUUCUCUAUCUGACUAUCACGCGGCCUGAUAUCACCUUUGUUGUGCACUGCUUGAGUCAAUUCAUGCAUUGUCACACGGAUGUGCAUCUCAAUGCUGCACACAAGAUCUUGCGUUACCUCAAGAAUAAUCCCGGUCAAGGCCUCUUCUACUCUGCUUCCUCGACGGUUUGUCUUAAUGCCUUCUCGGAUGCUGACUGGGGUACUGACUCUGAAUCUCGCCGGUCAAUAACUGGUUACUGCGUUUACCUUGGCAAGUCCUUGAUCACUUGGAAGUCUAAGAAGCAAGACGUCGUUAGUCGGAGUAGCACAGAGUCGGAAUAUCGGAGUAUGGCUCAGACGACGUGUGAACUUCUUUGGCUUCAGCAACUGCUCACCUUUUUGAAGAUUGAGGUUUGCAUUUCUGCCAAGCUUUUCUGUGACUAUAAAUCUGCCAUCUAUAUUGCUACGAACCCAGUGUUUCAUGAACGGACGAAGCAUGUGGAGAUCGAUUGUCACACGGUUCGUGAUCAAGUGAAGAAUGGCUUCUUAAAACUGAUGUCUGUGGCGAGUGAAAACCAACAUGCCGAUAUACUCGCUUCAGCCUGGUCCAUUUUUCUCCCUCCUGAAUCGUAUGUCUGUUUCAAGCCUCUUCUUAUCUCAACGUGGCUCUGA